Messenger RNA from Menidia menidia (Atlantic silverside), 1846 nucleotides. The record is from the annotation of a GenBank genome assembly. NCBI's taxonomy places the organism in Eukaryota, Metazoa, Chordata, Actinopteri, Atheriniformes, Atherinopsidae.
AAGGGGGCAGGAGCCUAUGUGAUUUCACCAGAUUUCGCUAUGACAGAUUGACCAUUUCCACAGAUUAGAAUUAUCAUCAAUCUGUGUCAGAGAAAGUAAUCAGUAUAUCCCUAUUUUUUAAAUUUUCAGAAUGAAGCAGGUCCAUUCAGCAGCACAUCAGAUUGACUUUAGAGUAACGUGUACUGAUAAUUGCUUUUUGGGACAAUAUUUCUUUCACGGGAGUUGUUCCUGAGUCAUACUGUUUUUCUCUUUAAGAGACUAACAAUCAGCAUGCUUAUAAUAAAAAAUCCUCUUUAAACACUUGUCUAUGCAACAUGUCUAUUCAAGAAAUCUAUAAAUUUUAAAAGCACUCACACAGCACCAUGAUUAAACCAGAAGGAAAUCAAAUAAAUUAUAUCGGCUUCAUGUAAUGGGGGGGGGGGGGGUAAGGAAAAAACUGAAGGAGUUUGCCUCCAUCACCCAGAUCCAGAUGUGGGGUCCCAGCAGUCUGGCCCGGGGAGAUUUACACAUAAUGGGAGCCUGUGAAAUCACUGGUGGAAGUAUCCUGUUACAGGCGACUUCUGAUUGGCUGGUUUUCUUUUUUAAAGCGGUGCUCCGAUUUGCUGCAGCCCAAAACUCAGCAUCGUCAAAGAGCGCUGACAGGAGCUGGCUGGAUUCAGAGGAGCCAGGACCCAGGCGAGAGGCAUCAGCUGGGGCUGCGUAGACCUGUUGACCGAGCUCGGAAACAAUUCCGAACAAGAAAUGCUGUGUCUCGGGGACUCGACGGACUGCCUGAGGGACCAAAUGCAGUCCGUGGUGAGGUCGCUGCAGGACUUGAAGCAGAUCGGCAGGCCCAGGCCACUGAGUGAGCCGUGUGUCCGGUCCUUCGCCGUCACUCGGCUCUGCAAACAGAGGGCCCAGCAGGAGCGCCUCGCCCGGCUCCGGGCGUCCGACGCCAGCGAGGCCAGCACGUACGACUCGGCCUGCUGUCUGGCCAGUCCGCUGGAAGAGGAAGAGGAGGAGGAUGAGGAGCAGGACCGGCUGGCACAGGGCUCCCCCAGCAGUGAGAAAAGCGUGGACUUCGACUCGGGCUACUCCGAGGCCUCCUGGCCGGACGAGGGCGUGGUGCUGAGGAGGAGCAGGAACGUGCGCGUCUCCUCUUCUGCCUGCGCCCGCACAAACAGGGGGCCCUCCGGCCGCGUCCGGCCCAAAUCCACCUCGGACGCCUGCCUGGAGCGCUGGACUUCUUUCGAGAGCGGCGAGGCGGGGGACUGGAGCGCGCUGCUGCUGAGUCGCAGCAGGAACAGGCAGCCCCUGGUGCUGGGGGACAACAGCUUCGCCGACCUGAUAAAGAACUGGAUGGACCUUCCCGACUGCCCCGAGCCGGCGGAACUGAGGCCCAGCGCGGGCCGGCGUCUGGCAAAGGACAUCCUGGGCAACAUGCGGCGGAGGCUGGCGGGGAUGUCCAGAGGCGUGGAGAUGAGAGAAAGGCCCACGGACUCCACGCGGCUCCUGCGGGCCGCAGACGCCCCGCAGAGGAUGUCCUGCCCUGUGGGGCUGGAGUCCCUGAGGCCGUUCUUCCAUCAGUCCCACACAGGCCUGCACCAGCCCGACACGGACUUCCACAAGUUCACCGCCCUCAUGCAGACGGGCAGCCGGCAACCCAUCAUAUGCAACGACAUCAUCGGAUAUAUCUGAGCAGAACUGCGUCUGAUGACUGACCUUUGGAGACUACUUUGGUUAGGACUGUUCUACUCUCAGUGCCGGUUUUGUUUUCAUGUGUAAGUAUUUGUGUAUUUAAUGUAAAUGCUGUCUGUUUCUGACGGAGUUUGGGCAGCGGUGAAUGCUGCAAUAUUAUUAAAAAAUA